AUGACUACAAGCCCCAACACACCAAGCGCUGCCACUUCCUCGUCUUUAGCUCAUCAAUGGGCUGAGUCCUUGACCAAGUCUUGGUCUGAUGAAGUGAAGGAUGAAUGGAGACGCGAGCAACGCCGUCAGAACUCCAAGAGGUUUCGAACGCGCAAGCAGCACGAGCUGAUCCAACUACGAAGAGAACAGGACCACCUCGAACUACAAGUCAAACGGUUCGUUGCAGCUUUGAGUCAGUCAUCCACGCAGAAGCCGACCAACUCCAGCGAACUGUACAGCGCGCUAUGCCGACUCGCUAUUGAGGGUGAGACGUUGAUGCGAGAAAAGCUGCUGCUGAAGCAAGAACUCUAUAGACACGAGUACUUCCUGGGCAUCGCGAGUAAAACACCGGAGAGCGUAGUUGUUGUCCCCAAGGAGAAGAAAAUACCACAAAGCGUCCUCGAUGCGAUUGGUGACACCGAAGCCAACACGCAAGCUCGAGAGGCCCAGGCUGACGUCCAGUGGGUACACGAGAGCGGCUUUUGCAUUCGAUACACGGAGGUGAACGAGUCAACGAUCGAUGUAACGUACAAUCGCUGGUCUCAGUGUGAGAGUGAGGAUCACGCUCGGAAGCUCUUCAUCGACUGGUUUCAAGUGCUCUGCUGGUGGACCCAGCAUGUGACUUCGUCCAAAUUGAUCGUGUCCUGA
Messenger RNA from Phytophthora nicotianae INRA-310, 687 nucleotides. RefSeq lists its product as hypothetical. NCBI's taxonomy places the organism in Eukaryota, Oomycota, Peronosporomycetes, Peronosporales, Peronosporaceae. Bases 1 to 687 code for a protein of 228 amino acids. The transcript is spliced from 2 exons. The record is from RefSeq and is a predicted model, not a curated record.